UGACCCCUCUGUCUGUGUCAUGCCAUGCCAGGUGAGUACCAUCUCCUUACUGGAAGCCUGGACAUCAAGGGCAUGUGGUCUCCCAUGGGUGGCCGCAUUGUAGGAGCAGGUCCCACAGGCAUCACCCCAGGAGGAGGGGCCACUACUGACAUCAUGGGGGUGUCUCCCAUGUUGGGUGCUUGCAUCAUACCAGAGUGUGGAGGACCCAGGGGACUGGAGCCAGAAUUCACACUGGAGCUGUCGUCCUGCGUACCACCUUCCAUUAAAGAGAGAGAGGGCUGCUUGGCAUUCUUCUUCCGACUGGUACUGAACAUACACAUUGCCCCGCAGAUGAGGUUCCAGGUUGCAGCUUACUUUAAACUGAAUCACCUUUCCCACGUUUUUGAACUCGGGCAGCACAUCAUGGUAGAAAUCCAAGAACUGCUGUCUAUUGCAUCUGCAGACAUGGAUUUCAACCAGUUAGAGGCAUUCCUGACUGCGCAAACCAAAAAGCAAGGUGGCAUCACUAGUGAACAAGCUGCAGUUAUCUCCAAGUUUUGGAAGAGCCACAAGACAAAAAUCCGAGAGAGCCUCAUGAACCAGAGCCGCUGGGACAACGGACUUCGGGGGCUGAGCUGGAGAGUCGACGGCAAGUCUCAGUCACGGCACUCAACUCAAAUACACAGCCCUGUUGCCAUUAUAGAGCUGGAAUUUGGGAAAAGUGGACAGGAAUCUGAAUUUCUGUGUCUGGAAUUUGAUGAAGUUAAGGUCAAGCAAAUCCUGAAGAAGCUGUCAGAGGUAGAAGAGAGUAUCCACAGGCUGAUGCAGGCAGCCUGACUAAAGGAUGGAGGAAGGAGCACGGAAGUGAAGCUGCUCGCAGGCUUUCUCCACUGACCCUUUGAAAGUCCUGUGUGCCCACUGCUGUUGCCAAAUGGCAUUGUAUACAUGGCUGAAAGUCUUCAAGAAUAAAUAAAAAUAUAUUUUAAAAAGUGGGUAAAAAAGAGAAACCCUUCAAAUUCUAA
Molecule: messenger RNA, 1001 nt
Organism: Mastomys coucha (southern multimammate mouse)
Lineage: Eukaryota; Metazoa; Chordata; Mammalia; Rodentia; Muridae
Gene: Commd1
Product: copper metabolism domain containing 1
Exons: 4
Coding region: 25-816 (263 amino acids)
Biological process (GO): negative regulation of protein localization to cell surface; positive regulation of protein ubiquitination; copper ion homeostasis
Cellular component (GO): endosome
Source: RefSeq, a predicted model, not a curated record